Symbiodinium sp. CCMP2456 is the source of this 924-nucleotide messenger RNA. NCBI's taxonomy places the organism in Eukaryota, Dinophyceae, Suessiales, Symbiodiniaceae. The record is from the annotation of a GenBank genome assembly.
AUGCCGAGACCGGAGCUUGUCGCCAUUACCCUUGCCUUCUGCGUCUCUGGGCGCCCGGAUUGCAGCCCAGGCACCUGUCAAACCCUUCAGCCUUACUUCGACUGUGCGUUUGAUGGGUGGGGCACAGGAGGAGGCGGAAAUACAAUUGCAACAGCGAAGUGCGGCGCUAUUGCCGGAGACAUUGUAGUGAGAACAGGCUUUCAACUUCCAUCCUAUGUCGACCAUGGAGGCCAGCCACUUUUCUUCGACCGAGCGGAGGCUGUAACAAGCUUGCAAAAUCUGACAUUUUCAACCGCUGAGGAGUCUUUCGUACUUCACGCCGUGGCUUAUGGAUUAACUGGUGAUAGUCGGCACAUCAGACGUUGGAUCCCAAAGGAAGAGCUUCUGCUCGAACACCAGUGGCGCGAGUACUCAGUUUGGAAGACGCGACUUGUCUUUGAAGUUGCGGCGCCUGCUGCAGAAUGCCAAUUCUGCAUGCAUAUGUCCGUGCCAGUGUAUCAACUCGGUGGUCACCAACUCGAAGAACCUGAUGAAUUCACCAUGCAGGUCUCAGUCAUGCAACGGCUUGUACCAGUGAAGCUUAGCUCUCUCCCGCUGCCAGACCUCCUCCAAUUCCUCGUUGGCUACGUACAAGACCUGACUGCUUUGGCACAUGCAAAUAUUUGGCACGAUUGUCACAUCGGCAACGUGCUGAUGCAGCAGCCGGAAGGACAGGAUGUCACCUUCUACUGGCACGAUUUUGCAGGUUCUUCCUUUGGGACUUCCAAGCCAAGAGCAGAGGUGCUGAAGGAGUUCAUCAGGAAGAUGAACGAAACCAUCGCAGAAACACUUGCUGCCCUCGAUCCGACGCUGUCGGUUCCGAGCCUGUGUGGAUAUCUCCUCCCCAGACAUCAACGAGGAGAUUUUGAAGAGGUAUCUUCGUGA